Messenger RNA from Solanum stenotomum, 1374 nucleotides. RefSeq lists its product as uncharacterized. The coding region runs from base 1 to 1374 and encodes 457 amino acids. NCBI's taxonomy places the organism in Eukaryota, Viridiplantae, Streptophyta, Magnoliopsida, Solanales, Solanaceae. The record is from RefSeq and is a predicted model, not a curated record. The transcript is spliced from 3 exons.
AUGAUGAAGCUGAGAGACGAUAUCCAGAAUUUCGACCAACAGGAAGGUGAACCAAUUCACGAGUCAUGUACAAGAUUCAAAAGAUCUUUGCGUAAAUGCCCAACGCAAGGGCCACCAGACCGGGGGAGAAUAAAGGUUGGAACUCCAGAAAAUACGAGGAAGGUUUCCAUACACACUAUCAACCGUGUGGUGGGAAACAAGGUUGGAACUAUUAUCGAGGAGAAGAACCAGGGAGAUAUUGGAAAGAUUAGGUUGACCAGGAUGGUCAGGAGGAGGACCAUAUCGACUUGUGUGAAAGCCCGAAAUCUAAAGGGAGUCCAGGUGGCAAUAAGGGGUAUGAUGGAAGAUGAGGAUACUCAAAAACUUGAAGAGAGUGAAGGAGUGGAGGAACAAGAUUUUCUUAUUCAACAAGGCCUUACUAAAGAACCAGAGGAGGAAAAAGAUCAACAAGUUCAAGUUCCAAAAGUCAUACAUCCCUUACCCAUGAUACCUCCACCAUUUCCCCAACGUUUGAAAAAGAAAAAUGAAGAUGAGAAGUUCAAAUUUUUUUCGUCAGUAUUCAAGAGCUUAUCAUUCAACCUUCCUUUGGUAGAAGCAUUGUUGGAAAUGCUGGGAUACGCCAAAUUCAUGAAAGAGCUGGUUAGAAAUAAAAGGAGUUUGGAAUAUGAAACGAUAGAGGUGCCCCAUAGUUGUAGUGCAAUUAUGACAAAUGAUUCAAUUACUAAGAGAGAAGAUCCUGGAGCAUUAACAAUCCCGUACACAAUUGGCAUGCUCCAAUUUGCUAAACCCUUAUGCGACUUAGGCGCAAGUAUCAACUUGAUGCCCUAUGCAAUAUACAAGCUACUUUGUUUGGGUGAACCAAAAGUAACCACAAUGAGACUCCUCAUGGCUGAUCGAUCAAUCAAGCACCCAGUUGGAAUACUUUAUGACAUAAUUGUAAAAGGGGAUUUGUUCCUCUUUUCAGCUGAUUUUGUGAUUCUAGACUGUGAGAUUGAUGUUGAAAGUCCCAUUAUUUUGGGAAGGCCUUUCUUAUUUAAUGGGAGAGCACUGGUGGAUGUUGAAAGCGGAAAAUUGAAGUUCCAUGUGAAUGAAGAUGAGGUGACCUUCAAUAUCUGUAAGUCCAUGAAACAACCAAGUAACAUCUAUGUAGUUUCCACUGAGGAUGUGAUAUAUAAGGAAGUGGCAAGUGUGAGUCAUUUAAUGCGCAAUAAUGAGCUACUUGAAUUUGUGCUUGCUAAUUAUGAUGAAUUCGAAGUUCAGGGUUACGAGGAAGUGGUAGCUGCUUUAUCAGGAUUAGGAGCAUAUUCAACGAAUCCAAUCAAAUUGGAUAUUAAUUUGAAAAAUAAAGAAAGCCCCCUUCUAAACCAUCAAUAG